GCCAAAACCCUACACUGGCUCUAUGAAAAAACAGUUCUGUACAGAGGAAGUUAAGUAGAAGAGAAGCAGAUUCCUGCCUUGACCUUUCCCAGGAGCUAAUAAUAGUUACUUCCCACAGAAGGAAGGAGGGCUGAACAGUUACUGUCCCUAUAUCAUACCCCUUUCUGAGAAGUUACUGAUUCCAGGGUAGUACAUACCCCCUGAUGCAGAUGUGUCAGUCACAGAACAGUGUGAUACAUUAAUCACUGAGAGACAGGGAAGCAUGUUACACAACAAACUGGAAAUGCACUUAUGAAAAGAUAAAACAGAAAGGCGUUCAUAUGUGGGAAAAAGAAAAUAUAGAGGGAAGAUUGAAGAAAAUGGGAACAGGAACAAGGGAAGGGUCAAAAAGUGAGAGAAACACCAGUUUAUAAUGAAGGGCGAGCGAACAGAAAGAGAAAGAUUAAGACGAAGGGACUAAAUAACAAAGCCAUAGAAGGAGUGAGAGAAAGAAGAGCAAGAAAUACAAGAGCACCUGAGUUUAUGUGCUGCUUUGCUUCUGAUAUAUUUGGAUCUUCGGAAUAGCCAAUGAGGAAACUAAGAUGGAUUCAUCUGGUUUUGAUAAGGGCCUCACCAUUGAUGAAAUAGUGGCGAAAUGCAUCCAGAGCUUUGAUAAGGAUGGAAAGCUAUCAGAUCCUGAAUUGGUCCAGAUGUUUUUGAUGAUGCAUCCAUGGUAUAUACCAUCUGGCGACCUUGCUAAAAAACUCUUUGCUCUAUCUGAAUCUGGUGAUAAUAUUGAACGGGAGAGGAUCUGUCAACUUGUGAGAUUCUGGAUAUCUGAGUUUCCUGCAGAGUUUGAUCUCAACCCAGAACUUGGGGAGCAAAUCCGAGACCUAAAGAGAGCACUGGAGAACAAAGGAAACAGAAGAGAGAGUAACCUAAUAGACAUCGAGAGUGUCCCAUCCUAUGGAUGGAAGCGACAGGUGACACAACGGGGCCCAAGUGGCGGCAGAGUUCGAAAGACAUCCUUGUUGUUUGACCACCUAGAUCCAGCUGAACUAGCUGAACAUUUAACACACUUGGAAUUUCACUCAUUCUCAAAGAUUCUGUUUCAAGACUACCACAGCUUUGUUCUUCAUGGCUGUACAGUUGGAAACCCUGUUUUGGAGAGGUUCAUAGCCCUGUUCAAUGGGGUGUCUCAGUGGAUCCAGCUCAUGGUGCUUAGUAAACAUACCCCUCAACAGAGAGCAGCUGUGAUUAAACAGUUUGUACAGGUGGCAGAGAGGCUGCUCCAGCUGCAGAAUUUUAACACUCUAAUGUCUGUGGUGGGUGGUCUUAGCCACAGUUCCAUUUCACGACUUAAGGACACUCAAUCUCACAUUAGCGCAGAAACUACCAAGGUGUUUGAUUCCCUCUUGGAGCUCCUUACCUCUUCAGAUAACUAUGCAAGAUACAGGCGCAGAUUUGCAACGUGUGAAGGUUUCCGUUUCCCUGCAUUGGGAGUUCAUCUGAAGGACCUCAUGGCACUCCACGUGGCACUGCCUGAUUGGGCAGACAAAGCAAAAACCAUCAUUAACAUCUCCAAGAUGCGCCAAGUCUACAAAGUUGUUCAUGAGCUCACUGAAGCACAGAGAUUGGAACCUCCAGUUAAAGCCAACCCUGAUUUGCUAAACUUGUUGACGGUUUCUCUUGACCAGUAUCGCUCAGAGGAAGAAAUCUAUCAGCUGUCUCUUCAGAGAGAACCUCGGGCCCGAUCUGCGCAAACGAAUGCAAAAUCUCCACCAUCUCCAUCACCUCCUUUAGAAGAAUGGGCAUCCCUCAAAGCUAAACCAGAUCAAGCUCUGUUGUGCCAACACAUCGAGAAAAUGGUGGAGUCCGUGUUCAGACUGUUUGAUGAAGAUGGUGAUGGUCACAUAUCUCAGGAAGAAUUCCAAAGUGUCCGUAGCAAUUUUCCUUAUCUAUGCGCCUUUAACGAAAUAGACCAGAAUCAGGAUGGGAAGAUCAGUAAACAGGAGAUGACCUCAUAUUUUCUGCGUGCUAGCUCAGUGCUCGAUUGUAAAAUGGGAUUUAUCCACAAUUUUGCAGAGAGGACAUUCCUGCGACCUGUGUCAUGUCAGCAUUGCGGAAAUCUGAUACUUGGAAUCUAUAAGAAGGGACUUAAAUGUAGAGCCUGUGGGAUCACUUGCCACAAGCAUUGCAAAGAUCAUCUUUCUAUAGAGUGCAAGAAGAGAUCCAAAAGUGUGAGUGAGAGGGGUGAGUCACUGGAGAAGGGCCGCCACUUCUCUUUCACACUUCCGAGGUCAUUUCGAAGAUCAACAUUGUAUCCAGACUUGAGAGAGGAAGAGCCACAUCUGGAGGACGAUGGUGUCUUUGACGACCGCUUGUAGUAACUAAUUUCCCUACAUUGAAGACCAAAGAAAGAAUAGGGAAGGCGGUGACAAACAGACAUUGAAUCACGCCACUAAUUAACAAGAACAAAUAACAAAGGCAUGAGUGAAUAAUAUGGAUGCAGAUUAUGAGAGAACUCAGGGGCACUGACAGAAAGCAAUAACUCUUUCCAUUGUAUGCACCUGUUUGUCAUUAGCUACACUUGCCAAAUAUAUACUCCUGCUUAAGAUAUCUUCCUCUUGCUUCCAGAGAAAAACGAAAGAAACCAUGAUAAUCAGAGAUGCGUCUGGCUAAUGCUCCUUCAUGACAAAAAUAUAUGCUCCUUGGGCCAUAUUGGGAAUUUCAAGUUGAAUACAAAUUGAAGACUUGUAUACAUGUUUCAGUUCAAAGCAAGCUCAGGUUCCCUAAGAAUCUGUCUCUGUCUAAAUGUUGAUGUCCUGAUUCUUAGAGAGACUGCCCUUCAUUCUAGAAGACUUAAGAUGGACUUACAUGGGUCGAUAAAAGCUGCCAACUGUCGUCAAUUUAUGGGGACCUACCCAAAUGAUAUCUGGCCAAAAGUCAGCCAGAUGUUGAUCCCAUCACGUUUGGGUUUUAAAUCCCAUCAUGGUGAGAAGUGCAUUGGCUUGUGGAUGCGGUUCUCUCCCUGAUGGCCUACAUCCCGUCAAUGCGAUUCAUUCGUUUGGCCUUAUAUGGUUGGUGCAUAUCAGGGAAAGAUCUUUCAGUGUACAGCCAUCUUUACCUAGACUAGCACUGAGCCAGAAUGAUUGGCAUUAUGGAAUAUAUAUCUAAACAGGUUAGUGACUGAUCUACAGAUAUUUGGACAUAUUUUAUUAAACUCAGAAGCUUUAUUCUCACAAGCUUUACACUGCAGCACUUUUUUCUACUACAAUUGCUAUAUCUUAGUAAAGAUCAAAAAUAUGUACAGGGCUUUGCAAAAUUAUACAGGCCCCUCUUUUUACUGAAUAACAAAUCAUACAGCGAAACUUUAUUUCAAAACACUGAAACUCAAAAUGAGUAAAAAUGUCUAUAUCAGAAAUAAUCUUUUUCAUUGGCUUUACGUCAAAUGUACCAGCUUUGAACACUGUUUGGGAAUGAUGUGGCCCAAUCAUUCCAGUCAUUUUUGCCACAGAUUUUUUCAACUGGACUCAUUUAACCACUUACCUUUUUGCUUGAGUCACUCCAAUAUUACUUUUUUUUUAUUUGGCCUUGUAAUUGGAGGUAUUGUUCAGCUGAAAGACGAAAUGUUGCAGUUUUAGUAGACUGAUGUGGUCAAAAAUAACAUCAAGCAUUCAUAAAUCCCCUAAUUUCUUCUAGAUAGCAUGUAUCUUGGUUGGAAAAGAUUCUAGUGCUUUUGAGAAGCGUUACCCAAGGCACCUGAGGCAGUUUUAAAAGGAUCUCAUUUUGGGAGAAAAUGGUACAUUUAAGGGCAUAUUUUAAGGUCUGAACUUGAAAUUAUGGACAUUAAUUACAAUUUUGGACACCUUUAAUUUCCAUAUAGCCCUGUAAAUAAUUUUACAUCAAUUGUUUUACUCCAUUUCACCUAGUUAAGGUAGUUUGCUGUGUCAGGUUUACUCAAAAAAAAUAAACAUUGCAUAUUUAUAUAAAUAAUGAAUACAUAAAAGCAUGUCACUUCCAUAGCUGUAGAUAUUAAUUAAAAUGAGUCAUUUUCUAGAAGAUGUUCUUCAAGGAUCGCUACCCUCCUUGCUACUGAAGCGGGAAUAAGUAGCAUUAUGUCCCUUAAACACACUCUUUUUUCAAAUGCUUUCAAUAUCCUAUUGCUGGUUGUAAAUAUGUAGGGGAAGAUUAAACAAUUGCUAUGUUCCCAAGGAACCCCUUCAACUGAUGUCCAAGAUCCCUAUCUACCACCACUUCUGUUGCCCAUUUCUGUUUGCGUCAGGAGACCAAAGAUUUAUAAAUGAGGGUUGCUGCUGUUGAAAAGUCAAAAACAUCAAAUCUACUUGUUUCUAACUUUAAAUGACUUGCAUUGCCUGUCCUAUUAUAUAUCCAGUUUCUACCUUCUGGUCAUUUCAACUGUUGAAUAAAGCACUUGAUUCUUAUUUUACAAAUUAAGAAGUACUAUUAACUGGGGGAAAAUAGUAAGAUGUUUCUGUGCUUCUCAGGUUUAACUGAAGGUGACUGGCUCUGCAUUGCCUUUAAAUGUUUAAGGGAAAUACUUAUCCAACUCAACCUCCUACAGUACUUUUAUGGUAUUUUUGUAUGCCAUUUUGUGUGUUGUUGGGAAUGGUAUGUUGCCAAUACUUAGGGCCCCAUUAAUGUAGGGGGUGGUGGAUUAUGUUUAUAUGUGUACUCCUGCAUUCCACUUAAAUAUAAAUUGGAUCACAAACUGUUAAGGGCCACCUUAUUUGUUGAUAGAUAUCUGUGUAGGUACAAUUCUUUACCAUUAAUUUUGGCAUGGGUAGGUCCAAAGACCGUGUUCUACAUCAGUGCUGUAAGCUCAAAGGUAAACUGUCCCUUUCUAAUGAAUAUUAAACAUCAAUCCCAAAUCUCAAACACGGUUUUGACCUAAAUAAAUCUAGUUCUCAACAACUUCUGCCAAUAAAACAACACUUCACUCACAGUCACACCAUUGGUUGAAUUAGCACAUGUUUCUUCAUGUGAGCAGUAAUGCCACAUCAAGGCUUCAACCCUGUUACUGGCAUUCACACACCAUUCACGCCAGGUGUAACGCCUCAGGGGAGAUCCAAUGUGAAUAAUUUGCCAUUGGUUCUCCUCAGUGAGAUGUCAUUUUGCUUGUAACACAAAACGUGACACAAACAAAGACAACACAAAAGAGGUUUAAACUGCAUGUGUCUAUGAGUUCCACCCUUUGCUAAUUUAACUUUAACUAAUUUAACUAAACUUAUAGGCGAAGAUAAAAGAAAAACCCCAUCUGAAACGGCUGCCAAUUUGCCUCAGAUAGGGAAAAAACCCUUGGCCUGGAAAAACUACAGAACUAUAUACAAAACUAACAGGUAUGGGUUCUAUAGACAUGAUGUGCAGGAAGGCAAAGCAGGCUGCGAUUGUAGCAUCUGCUUGCCUUCUAAUUACACCCUUAGCCUUUCGUAUCUAACAUUUUAUCACACAGUCACGCACCAUUUGAUCCACAUAUAUUAUACUUACCCCUUUUCUUACCGUACCCAGAUGAGCCACUGCCCUGCAGGAUGUUACUAAAGAAGGAGAAGCUGAUGGUGCAACCAGGGAGGCAAGAGAUGAUACAGGCUUUUUGCAGCAGGUGGAGCUGAUCUUGAAGCCCACAUAUAUGCCCCUGUCCUCUGAUCUUAGAUACAUAUGCUAGAUGGAAUAGCAUGUUAGUAUUACUGGCUGGAUUACAUAUAAAAAUAUGUACCUACUGCAGCCAGGAGGACUGUAAAAAAAAUUAGUUUCUUAAUGUAAUUUUUAUCCUUCUCGGGGUCAAGAUAUGACAGUGGGGGCUUUCCAUCAUACGGCCUGAAUAAUUCAGCUGAUGGGUGUAUAAAAGGGAAAAUAAAUUAUUUUAGUCAAGGUGUAACAAAAUAUUAUAAGCAAGAGAACAGUUACUGUAUUUGCUUUUAGAGGUCCAUAUGUAUGGUUUAAAUUCUGGAGCAGUUGGUGUUUUAGUUUGCCAUGAAUGUGACAUCCUUGUUUAAUAAAGAUUACAAUUGAAAUGUCCAUUAGAAAUGGAAGUGCCAUAUCACUUCCUUAUGUAAAUAGGUUUCUCAUGGGCUGUCAUGGCUGUGUGAUUAUGGAGAUUUGUGUGUUUAAUGCUUAAAUAAAAGUUUAACCUACUGCUUUCUGAUCCACCUA
Messenger RNA from Xenopus tropicalis (tropical clawed frog), 6150 nucleotides. RefSeq names its product RAS guanyl releasing protein 2 (calcium and DAG-regulated) (gene rasgrp2). The record is from RefSeq and is a predicted model, not a curated record. The transcript is spliced from 17 exons. Lineage: Eukaryota; Metazoa; Chordata; Amphibia; Anura; Pipidae. Gene Ontology annotation, cellular component: cytosol; synapse; plasma membrane. Gene Ontology annotation, biological process: small GTPase-mediated signal transduction. Gene Ontology annotation, molecular function: calcium ion binding; diacylglycerol binding; guanyl-nucleotide exchange factor activity. Bases 582 to 2366 code for a protein of 594 amino acids.